AUGGAUCCUCAUGGAGGACACUACCUCAACAAAGACGCUGUGCUGUCACCUUUGGGUGCAGCCCGAAUGUGCCAGCUGCUGCUUGGUUGCACCAUAAUGGCCCUUGUGUCCCACAGUGCGGGCUACAGCGCCACCUAUGGAAUCUUCUGCAUGUUCGUGUGGUGCUUCUGCUUCGCCGUCACGCUGCUUGUGUUCACCUUGGAUAUUACACGGCUCCACGCCUGCAUGCCCAUUUCCUGGGAUAACUUCACUGUGGCCUUCGCAAUGUUGGCAACACUCAUGUACAUCACGGCCUCUGUGGUCUACCCGGUUUACUUCCUCCAAACAGAGUGUCCCGAUGAGGACUGUGAAGUCCAAAUGUACCGAAUCGCUGUCACCGUCUGCUCCAGCGUGUGCUGCUUCCCCUACGGCGCUGAGGUGUUCCUCACCCGAGCCAAACCAGGCGCCGUGGUGGGCUACAUGGCCACUGUGUCCGGCCUACUCAAGGUGGUGCAGGCGUUUGUGGCCUGCAUCAUAUUCGGAGCCCUGGCAAAUGACAGCGAGUACAACCUCUACAUCGCCACUCAGUACUGUGUGGUGGUGUACAGCCUGUGCUUCUCCGUCACAGUCAUAGUGGUGGUACUGACGGUUUCUGGGAGGACCUCUGCCCUGCGGUUCCCAUUUGACCGGUUUGUGGUUGUGUACACCUUCUUCGCUGUGAUCCUAUACCUCAGCACCGCACUGGUCUGGCCUAUCUUCAGCUUUGACAGGAAGUACGGAAACACGACUCGUCCUGAGGACUGCCCACGGGGGGACUGCCCCUGGGACAGCAAGCUGGUGGUGGCAGUUUUCACCAACGUUAAUUUGAUCUUAUAUUUUGUCGACCUUGUUUACUCCCAGAGGAUCCGCUUUGUCUCCAGCUCUGGUGUCUGA
Molecule: messenger RNA, 912 nt
Organism: Xyrichtys novacula (pearly razorfish)
Lineage: Eukaryota; Metazoa; Chordata; Actinopteri; Labriformes; Labridae
Source: the annotation of a GenBank genome assembly